Eruca vesicaria subsp. sativa (arugula) is the source of this 1880-nucleotide messenger RNA. NCBI's taxonomy places the organism in Eukaryota, Viridiplantae, Streptophyta, Magnoliopsida, Brassicales, Brassicaceae. The record is from the annotation of a GenBank genome assembly.
CCGAAAAGUCAUAUUAAUCCAUGAAAAAAAGAUUCAGGUAACGUCACAGACCCGUCACACAACCUCAUCAUCACCGCCUGAAACUGAAAAAAAAAAAAAUCUGACAAAACCACGUGUAACAGACCAAUAAGUUCACACACAAAGGUUCUGUCCUAAAACAUUUUCCAACAUCCAUGAAUUAAGACAGAGAAACAACAGAACACAAUCAGUUUCAUGGAGAAGUUCUCUUACAACUCGUAUCCAGAUUCAACAGACUCAUCUCCAAGAUCCCGCGAGAUAGACUUCGACAACGCGCCGCCAUGGGAUGAUCAUCAGACACAGACACAGAGCAGCAGCUACAAGGUGAAGUUCAUGUGCAGCUACAACGGCAAGAUCCAGCCACGUCCUCACGAUAACCAGCUCACCUACGUUAACGGAGAGACCAAGAUUCUCUCCGUUGAUCGCGGGAUCAGAUUCCCCCUCUUAGCUUCCAAACUCUCCGCUGUCUGCGGCGGCGACGGAGGAGGAGUAGUAGGAGGAGGAGGAGACGUGUUGUUCAAGUAUCAGCUUCCUGGAGAAGACCUAGACGCGUUGAUCUCAGUUACUAACGAAGAUGAUCUCGAGCACAUGAUGCACGAGUACGAUCGGCUGCUUCGUGUCUCGUCUAAGCCAGCGAGGAUGCGUCUCUUCAUCUUCCCUUCGGUUUCUUCUUCCUCCGGAGGGUUUGGAUCCGAGGGUUCGGAUCGUGAUCGGUUUGUUGAGGCUUUGAAUACUGUUCGUAGUAGGCCUGAAUCGGAGAAAUCUGUAACCGCUUCUACUGAUUUUUUGUUUGAAUUGGAGAAAGUUGUAUCAUCUCCUCCGCCACCGUCGCCGUCACCACCGGUACCGGCGGUAAUUCAACCGGAGUUUCAGAGGAUGCAAGAGCAGCAACAGCAAGAAGCUGUUUAUAGAAGGAAGAGUGAAGACGCCGGAGGUUACUUCUCUUCCCCGCCGUACGCAGCCGCUCAAAAUCCAACUCCGCCACCGCCACCGCAGCAGCCGACGAUUCCUUUAAGUAAUCAACAAGCUACUCCAAUGAUGUUCUGGCAAGGAAACCAUCAUAAUAAUAAUAAUAAUAAUAAUAAUAAUAAUAAUAAUUCGCAACGAUUGUUUCCAACAACUGCUCCGGGACUCGGAUUAUCGGAGCAGCCAGUGUACAUGAUUCCAUCUCCAUCUCCAUCUCCAACUCCACAUCCGGGAAGUGUUUACCACGCGCCAACGCAACAUCAAGGCGUCAUGAGACCAGUCGUUACAGGACAAGUAAACCAAGGGGGUUACUAUCCUUACAUGGCUCAGCCACAAGUAGGAGUAGCAAAGGGACAACAACAACAACAACCUCCUAUGUCUUUUGCCUCUGGUCCUACUCCUUCCCAACAGCAAUACUCAGCCGUUUCACCGACACAGCAAGUGGUGGGAAUAGCAGAUACAAGGGCGUAUACUCAGGUGACUUACGCUGGAGGAAUGGGGAAACAAGUGUACUACACGGAAGCACCACCUCUACAACAGUAUCAUGGAAUUGGUUUACCUGUGACUGGUGGUAUGAGUGAAUUGAGAACCGGACCGGAUGGGAAGCUUGUUGCUAUGAACAUGGCACCAAAAGUUUCAUCACAGAAUUCAGAUUCGGCUGUGUGAUGAUGAGGUAAAAAUUAUGAGGUUUUAAUGUUUAAAUCAUUUCAAUCAUUAUCACCAUAUGUAUAUUGUAAUUGAGAGAUUACUUUGGUAUCUGAAUGUCUCAUAAAUAAUGUCUUUUCUAUAUCAUGCUAUGAUCUUUGAUUCUGCAAUUUCUGUCAACUUCUUGUCUUUGUUUUUCAUGAACACUGAAUCUUGUGCAUUUUGCCUGCAUCUUUUUCAAGCUUUUGAGC